Messenger RNA from Cuscuta campestris, 1331 nucleotides. NCBI's taxonomy places the organism in Eukaryota, Viridiplantae, Streptophyta, Magnoliopsida, Solanales, Convolvulaceae. The record is from the annotation of a GenBank genome assembly.
AGCUCAUAGCGCUAUACAGAUAUCAUCAAACCCUAGUAUUACCGAUUUAUCGACGGUUAAACGGAAACAAAGAAACCCUACGGAUAUCUCUACUUUCGCCUCUCCGAUCGACCAUGACCGCCAUAACGUCCGAUCGUCCCGGUGCAGAUUCAAAGCCGGCGGGCAAGCUCCGAUGGGGAGAAUUGGAGGAAGACGAUACGGGAGAUCUGGAUUUUCUCCUCCCGCCGAAGCAGGUAUUUGGUCCAGAUGAGAACGGUAUUAAGAAAAUCGUCGAGUACAAGUUCGAUGAGGACGGAAAUAAGGUGAAGGUCACCACCACGACACGCACACGGAAGCUCGCCAAGGCUCGUCUCAGUAAACGGGCAAUCGAGCGCCGGUCAUGGCCCAAGUUCGGCGAUGCUGUGCGCGAGGACGUUGGAAGCAAUCUCACCAUGAUCUCCACUGAAGAGAUUUUGAUCGAGAGGCCCAAAGUUCCCGGCUCCAAAGCAGCAGAAGAGGCAAAAACAGCGGAUGUAUUGGCUGCCCUUAACAAACCAGGCGCUGUCCUCAUGGUUUGUCGUGCUUGUGGCAAGAAAGGCGAUCACUGGACAUCUAAGUGCCCAUACAAGGAUCUCGUCCCUCAAAAAACAGUCAGCUUUCUUGAAACCCCACCAACCUCGGAUGCUCCUGGUGUAGGAGUCGGUACCUCCAAAGGAACUUAUGUUCCACCGGGGUUGAGAGAUGGGGCAAAUAGAGCUGCUGGAUCAGAUAUGAGGCGCCGGAAUGACGAGAACUCGGUCCGUGUGACCAACCUCUCGGAAGACACAAGGGAGCCCGACUUGAUGGAGCUUUUCAGGCCAUUCGGUGCGGUGACAAGAGUUUAUGUCGCCAUUGACCAGAAGACAGGCAUGAGCAGAGGGUUUGGAUUUGUCAAUUUUGUCAACAAAGAAGAUGCGCAGAGGGCUAUCAACAAACUCCAUGGCUAUGGGUAUGAUAAUCUCAUUCUCCACGUUGAGUGGGCCACCCCUAGAGCAAACUAGGACUAGUUUUAUCUUGCCUUUUAUUAACAGCAUUUCGGCGUUCAGAACUUUUAUACAGUUAUUUCUGUGUGAUGCUUUGUUUUUUUAAGAGAUUUUGGGAAAUAUUGUUAAGCAUGUGAUAAAGAUUUUUUGUUUGUCUUCACAUUACAUUUUUGUGCGAAGUGUUUAUUAUGAAUCUCUAUAAACUUUCAAUUACUCAGCUAACUCGUAACAUUUCAGAUAUUUUGGUGUCUUCUCAAACUUUGAGUCUUUUUCAUGGGCAAAUUCUUGUAUAGACCUUCAUUUAAGCUAAAAUAAACUUUACUUUUAGUG